AUGGACAGCCACGAAACAUGGCCAAAGAGUAGCCCCAAGAGCACUGUUGUUCGCCACCCAGAGUUCUACUUCGCUGAUGGCUCCAUCAUCCUCAUCAUUGAGAAAACUGCUCUCCGCAUCCACCAAUCUGUCCUCACUCACCAUUCUGAAGUCUUCAAGGGAUUAUGGGAUGUCCCUCAGCUGUCGAAGCUGGAAAUGUAUGACGGCUGUCCUAGUGUUGUUCUCUCUGAUUCGGUCAACAACCUCAUCGAUGUGAUGAGGCCCAGCCACUUUGACAAGAUCGCACCGGAGACGAGCCUCAUGGAGCUCGUUACAUUCAUCUCGGGGAUCCUCAGGAUAAGCACCAAGUACGGCAUGCUGCAAAUCCGGCAGAAGUGCAUCAGCAUCAUCCAAGACAAGUUCCCUUCAAUGCUCGCGGGCUGCGACAACAUCUUGAGGUGCAAGAUCCAGUACAUGCCCUCUGAGAUCAUCCGAGUGAUCCCCCUGGCACGUGAGAUGAACAUUCCCCAUGUCCUUCCCUGGGCCUUCUACCUCUGCGCACAGAUUUCCGUUGAGGAGCUGCUUGAGAACCAAAUGCUUUCCUGGCAGGAUAAGGCACUCUGCCUUGCAGGAAAGGAGAACCUUUGGGAGAUGCAGUGUACUGUGACCCACACCUUUCUCCUCAAUUUCUGGCCCUCUCCUCACUGUUCCACAGGAUGCAAGAUGCGUAUGCCAACCACCUUCACCCUCAAGGAUUUCGAGAGCCUUCGAACAUCUCCACAUCUUCUGGGGGAGUACCAAGAUUGGACGGGACUUCGGUUAUGUGCAAAGUGUCAGGCAUUUGCUCAGGCGCAGCAUCAGGAGGGGAGGGAGAAGGUCUGGCAGAAGCUUCCGGGUUUAUUCCACCUUGGGACAUGGGACGAUAUCUUCAAGGACCAGAGUUGUUGA
Cyclocybe aegerita is the source of this 927-nucleotide messenger RNA. The record is from the annotation of a GenBank genome assembly. Lineage: Eukaryota; Fungi; Basidiomycota; Agaricomycetes; Agaricales; Hemipholiotaceae.